This is a messenger RNA of Pestalotiopsis fici W106-1, 1446 nucleotides long. Its product is annotated as putative alanine aminotransferase. Lineage: Eukaryota; Fungi; Ascomycota; Sordariomycetes; Amphisphaeriales; Sporocadaceae. Bases 1 to 1446 code for a protein of 481 amino acids. Gene Ontology annotation, molecular function: L-alanine:2-oxoglutarate transaminase activity; pyridoxal phosphate binding. The record is from RefSeq and is a predicted model, not a curated record. The transcript has 2 exons. Gene Ontology annotation, biological process: biosynthetic process.
AUGGGCCGUCUCAACAUCAAGAACAUCAACCCGCACGUUGUCGAGGCCAAGUACGCCGUCCGCGGUGAACUGGCCGUCAAGUCGGAGGAGUACCGUGCCAAGAUCCGCAAGGGCGACGCCAAGGACCUGCCCUUUGACCAGGUCAUCAGCGCCAACAUUGGCAACCCCCAGCAGCUCGACCAGAAGCCCAUUACCUUUUUCCGCCAGGUCCUCAGUCUGCUCGAGAACCCGCUGCUGCUCGAGCACGAGGAUGUACUGAUCAACAGCCUCGGAUACAAGUCCGAUGUCAUUAGCCGCGCAAAGUGGCUCUUGAGCCAGGUUGGAAGUGUUGGAGCCUACAGCGCCAGUGCUGGUGUGCCGGCGAUCAAGGAGAGCAUCGCCAAGUUCCUGGAGAAGCGCGACGGUUUCGCUGCCGACCCUGCCCACAUUUACCUUUCGGCCGGAGCGUCGUCUGGCGUUAACACACUCCUCCACACCAUCUGUGCCGGUCCUGACACGGGAAUUCUCGUUCCCAUUCCUCAAUACCCCCUGUACACGGCUUCCCUGUCAGUUCUGGACGCCAAGUGCGUUCCCUACUACCUCGAUGAGUCGUCGAACUGGGGUACCUCUCUCGAGGAGAUCAAGGAGUCUUACGAAAAGGCCAAGAGCAGCGGCACCGACGUCCGCGCCAUUGUCAUCAUCAACCCCGGAAACCCGACUGGCGCCUCGCUCUCCGAGGGCGACAUUCGCUCCGUGAUCGACUUUGCCGUGCAGGAGAACCUCGUCAUCAUGGCUGACGAGGUCUACCAGACCAACGUCUUCCUCGGCGCCUUCCACUCUUUCCGUGAGAUUCUGCUCAAGCUGCAGAAGGAGAACUCGGACAAGUACAAGGGCGUCGAGCUCGCAUCUCUGCACUCCAUUUCCAAGGGUAUGGUCGGCGAGUGCGGUCACCGUGGCGGCUACUUUGAGCUGAUUGGUUUCGACCCCGAGGUCGAGGCCGAGAUCUACAAGUUCGUCUCCAUCACCCUGUGCGCCCCCGUCAUUGGCCAGUGCCUGGUCGAGCUCAUGGUCAACCCGCCCCAAAAGGGCGAGCCGUCCUUUGAGCUCUACGACAAGGAGUACAGCAAGAUCUUCAACGGCCUCAAGGAGCGCGCCUUUGCCCUCUACGAGGCCUUCAAGGACAUGGAGGGCGUCGAGUGCGGCGAGCCCCAGGGUUCCAUGUACCUCUUCCCCACCAUCCACGUCCCGGCCAAGGCCGCCGAGGCCGCAAAGAAGGAGGGCCGUACCCCCGACGAGUUGUACUGCAUGCGCCUGCUCGAGGCUACCGGCGUCUGUGUCGUUCCGGGCUCCGGAUUCGGUCAGAGAGAGGGCAGUCUGCACUUUAGAACCACCUUCCUGGCCCCCGGCACCGAGUGGAUUGGCAGCAUCAAGAAGUUCCACAAGGAGUUUAUGGACGAGUUCCGAUGA